AGUUUGACAUUUGCUUAUUUGGCACGACGGGGAAACAAUUAAAAUUGCCGAUUUGCAACUUAGUUGCCGUUCAACUAUACAAAUAAACACGGUUUUGCUUCUGUGAUAAAGUUAUCAAUUAAAAUUUAUUCAAAAUGUACAAAUUGAUGACGCAGCAAUUGCGUCACUUCUCAAGGACAACUCCAAGACAAAUAACCCCAACGGCAGCCGCUUGGACAACGAAGCAAAGCUCAGAGCAAAAAAUCUAUGUCUCAAAGGCCUUGGAAGGCUGGGAUGAAAAAUUACGUUCAAACGGAGUGGGGGAUAUCGAUUUUAAUUUGAAAUGUAUCGUGGCCAAGGUGUUGCAGAGAAAAUUUAAUACAUUGAAGACAUAUCAUGAUGUGCAAUUCAACCAAGACCAAUUGCAGGAGUUUGAACGUUUGUGUGAGGCACGAUGUGCACGCAUGCCUCUACAGCAUAUUGUGGGAGAAUGGGAUUUCAUGGACAUUACCUUGAAAACAUCGCCUACAGUAUUCAUACCCAGACCAGAGACUGAAGAAUUCGUAUCGAAAGUGAUUAAUAUCUAUCGCAACUAUAAGGAGCCAUUGGAUAUGUUGGAAGUGGGAUGUGGAUCUGGAGCCAUGUCGCUGGCCAUACUGCAUGCUUUGCCCAACAUUAAGAGUACUGCUGUAGAACGCAGCAAGGCUGCCACUGCUUUGGCUUGGGAGAAUGCCAAAAUGUUGAAUUUGCAAGACCGUUUUGUGGUGUACAAUCAUACAACGGCCGAAAAUGAUUAUUUGCCCAAAGAGUUGGAAGGACGAAAAUUCGAUCUUAUCAUUUCUAAUCCGCCUUAUGUGAAGUCGGAAGAGUUUCCUUUGUUACAGCCGGAAGUGAAGUUGUAUGAGAACUUAAAUGCCUUAGAUGGUGGCCCAGAUGGCCUGCGCAUCGCCCGUUUAGUAUUUGAUUGCGCUUGUAUACACUUAAAGCCUGGCGGCAAAAUGUGGCUAGAACUAGGCAAUGAUCAUCCUCCCCUAGUACAAACUAUUAUAGAUUUACAAUAUGAAGGAAGACUACGAUUCAUAUCUGGCUAUGAAGACCAAUAUAAACGCAAUCGAUUUGUGGAAAUAGAGAAGGUCUAAGAAAUGGGAUUUAAGGCUUUAAUUAAAUGACAUAGUAGAAAUGUUGCUAGCAUUAAGAUAGCCCGGCAUGUGAUAGUAUUUAUUAAAUCUUGUGAAACAGCAUUCAGGAAAGUACAAAGAAAAAAUAUGAACUUGUAUUUGUUUGUCCACUAAUGUUGACAUUUGAAAAUAAGUAUUACAUAGUUAUGUUAUUAGCAUUUAAUGCUUUUUAAAUAAAGAAUCUAAAUCUAGUCAGAUACUCAAAAUGACGAAUGGAUUUUAAACAGAAUUAAA
Messenger RNA from Stomoxys calcitrans (stable fly), 1391 nucleotides. RefSeq names its product MTRF1L release factor glutamine methyltransferase (gene HemK1). Gene Ontology annotation, molecular function: nucleic acid binding; protein methyltransferase activity. Gene Ontology annotation, cellular component: mitochondrion. The transcript has 3 exons. The coding region runs from base 135 to 1118 and encodes 327 amino acids. Gene Ontology annotation, biological process: protein methylation. Lineage: Eukaryota; Metazoa; Arthropoda; Insecta; Diptera; Muscidae. The record is from RefSeq and is a predicted model, not a curated record.